UAUUUUGAUUAACAACCAAACGCAGCUAACUUCGGUAAUUAGGUUACAUUUGGCAGCUAUGACGCUUCCUGUUUCUUUUUCGUUGUCGCUGUCUAAGAACAAAGACUUGAGAUGGCCACUACAUCACCACACCUGAACUGGUUGAUUAUACGCAACAACAAUUCUUAUUUGUUGAAGAAACGCGAUGUUAAGAAGCCAUUCAGCACUGAGCCCAAUAAUUUGACUAACUUGAGCUCAUACCGCUACAAUGGUCUCGUGCACAAGAAGACUCUCUCUAUUGUGCCAGCUGAUAAAAAGGGAUUCACUGUUGUCAUGAAGAAAGGCAAGAAUGCUCAACGCCCUGCUAAGAACACUGUGACUGUCACAAUGAAAUCAGGUCCAAGACGUUCAUUGAAGAAGUUGAGGAAUUUACUUACCGACAACAAGUACCGCAAAGACUUGACACAGGCUGCGUUGCGUCGUGCAUCUGCUGUUAUUCGCUCCCAGAAGCCUGCCCAAGUCAAGGCCAAGAAAUCUGAAUAAAUUGUAAUACUUGUGUGAAUAUAAGUUAACUAAAUAUAGUGGUAAACAGAAAAAAUUUAAUUCAAA
Molecule: messenger RNA, 588 nt
Organism: Teleopsis dalmanni
Lineage: Eukaryota; Metazoa; Arthropoda; Insecta; Diptera; Diopsidae
Product: 60S ribosomal protein L28-like
Exons: 4
Coding region: 112-522 (136 amino acids)
Biological process (GO): translation
Cellular component (GO): cytosolic large ribosomal subunit; ribosome
Molecular function (GO): structural constituent of ribosome
Source: RefSeq, a predicted model, not a curated record